Mauremys reevesii (Reeves's turtle) is the source of this 4709-nucleotide messenger RNA. It is a transcript of the gene TULP3, whose product is annotated as TUB like protein 3. Bases 223 to 1476 code for a protein of 417 amino acids. Gene Ontology annotation, cellular component: cilium. The transcript is spliced from 10 exons. Gene Ontology annotation, biological process: protein localization to cilium. The record is from RefSeq and is a predicted model, not a curated record. Lineage: Eukaryota; Metazoa; Chordata; Testudines; Geoemydidae.
CAUUUUAAACUGUGGGGAUACUGUGGGGAUACUGCUGUGGGCAGAACCCCAAGGUAAGGGCACCAGGGUCUGGGAGGGACACAGGGCCUGAGGCAGGAGAGACAUCAGCCAGCAGGGGGCACUCUGAGGCUGAGGAGCUAAUUUCCAAGGCAACCAGCAGGAGGUGCUGUGGUGAGAGCUCUUCUGGAGAAGAAGCAGAGGAAGAAACGUCUUGAGCCCUUGAUGGUACAGCCAAAUCCAGAAGCAAAGCUGCGUAGAUCAAAGCCCAAAGGGUGUGAGGAGCAGACUCCCUUAGUUGAGACCCACACCCCUUUUCACAGCGAUGUUAUCCUGCAUGGCAUUGAUGGCCCAGCUGCCUUCCUGAAGCCAGAAGUCCAAGACUUAGGGACCAAACUCCAAAUCCUCUCUGUAGGAUCUUCCACAACAGAAGACGAUGCAGAUCAAGACAAUGAUGAAGAUACCCUGAUAGAUACAGCUGCCAAGCCGGAUCUGCAAGAAAUCCUGCAGAAACGAGGGAUCUCAGGCAGUUUGAAUUUCGAUGAGGACACCGAAGAGGAGGAAGAAGCUGGAAAGAGGUCAAGAUCUCAUUCACCAUAUUCUGAAUCUGAGAGGCCUAGUUCCGCAACCAGCCAGAAAUCUGCUACAGACACAGGUGCUUCCUGCACUGCAUCCCCAGAGACAGAUGCGCAGCUGGGAGAAGUGGAGAACUUGGAGGAGUUUGCAUUACGCCCUGCUCCCCGUGGCAUUACAGUGAAGUGUCGAAUCACUAGAGAUAAGAAAGGAAUGGACCGAGGCCUCUUCCCCACCUACUAUAUGCACCUGGAAAGGGAUGAUAACAGAAAGACGUUUCUUCUUGCAGGGAGAAAACGGAAAAAGAGCAAAACAUCCAAUUAUCUCAUUUCAAUUGACCCAACAGAUUUAUCCCGGGAAGGGGAAAGUUUCAUUGGAAAACUCAGGUCCAACCUUAUGGGAACAAAAUUUACUGUCUAUGAUCAUGGAGUUAGCCCAGGCAAGGCACAAGGGCUAGUAGAAAAGGCCCAUACCCGACAGGAGCUUGCAGCCAUUUGUUACGAAACCAAUGUCCUGGGAUUCAAGGGCCCCAGGAAGAUGUCCGUGAUCAUUCCAGGGAUGAACAUGAACCACAAGCGGAUUCCAAUCAGACCACGAAAUGAACAUGAGAGUUUGCUAUCAAAAUGGCAAAAUAAAAACCUGGAAAACCUGAUUGAGCUGCACAACAAGGCUCCAGUCUGGAAUGAUGACACUCAGUCGUACGUCUUGAAUUUCCAUGGGAGAGUCACUCAGGCCUCGGUGAAGAACUUCCAGAUUGUCCAUGAGAAUGACCCUGACUACAUUGUGAUGCAGUUUGGUCGUGUAGCAGAAGACGUGUUCACUCUGGACUAUAAUUACCCACUGUGUGCCCUCCAGGCCUUUGCCAUUGGACUCUCCAGCUUUGACAGCAAAUUGGCAUGUGAAUGAUGGAGACAGCGGACUUGGACGUGGAACUUGCUCCCAUCCCUGCACCUUGUAGAUGAGUUCUGGGUGGAAUCAUGAGAAGUAUCCUGGGGACAGAAGGGGAACUGGAGGCCAGAUAUCUGUGGGCUUAACAAGAAGCAAAUAGUAGAUUUGGGGGCUUUACAGUAGCUGAUAGAGACCAUGGCCCUUUUUGGAAGGGAGAUCUCUGCAUGUGCCCUGGGCGAAGGCAAGGAUAAUGUGUGAUGUCUUUGUUAUCAGUAUUAAUGCUGCAUUGCGACUCUUGAUCGGAGAUGGUGUGAGAGAGCUAAUCCUGCUCCUUAGCAGCUAAGCAUCACUGUGACUAGGAAUUCCUGCAGUGGGGAUCAGAUUAAUAGUGCUUUAGCCCAGGCACCUUGGAUCUCACAACACCCCUGUGCUCAUGCAGCGUAUAUUAAGAUUCGUUUAGAGAAGGAAGAACAGGUACAGUCUGUGCCGUCUCUUACCCCGCAGAGUAACUCUUCUGUCUAAGGCAAAGUUCAGAGAAAGAAGAGAGGGUACAAGCCUGAUGUCCCUGUUCAACUGUAAGCCCUGUUCAAUGAACAAAGACUAGGAACAAGCCCCAUGCCUCUAUAGCCACCCUUUUACUCUGCAGGAUAAUUCUCUUUCAAGGCUGAUGGAUCCCAGUUCCUGUUAAUUGUUCUGCUGCUCAUUAUCCUGUGACAACCCUUUUACCAAAUAAGAUCCCCCAUCAUUAGGGAUAUGAGAAAAACUCCUAUGGUCACUUCUAAGUAAGCAAUAUUUACAUUAUGACCAUCACUGUUUCUUUUAUUCCUAACAGUUCUAAAAGUGAAAUUGAAUGGAUCAUUGGACCUGACAGAAACUGGCUGAGAAAGGCAUGCCAUUGACUAUUCCUGAAAUGCAGUAUUCUGAUUGCCUUAAAUACUAGAUUCUUUAGGUCAGUCAAUCAGAAACAUUUUUUUUUUAAUUUCUUUUAGGAAUAAAGUUUGCUGCAUUUUAGGAAUAAACUGAUGUUUGAAGCUUUUCUUUGUGUUAUUUAACUUUUUUCUUACCAAAUAAGAGCCUCUUCUGCAGCAGUCUGAAUGGCUGAUUCCAAUUGCAUGUGGUAUAAUAACCAUAGAUAUCGCAAAUCAUGACCAGUUCAGUCAUCUUUAUAUAAUCAUUUAAUCUGAAUAUGAGAUUAUCCAAAAAUAAGAUUAUAGACAUUUUCCAAGGCACAAGGAAAGAAGAAUAUUGCAACAAGAGUAGGCAAAGUACUGCUCAUCGGGCUCCAUAAUGUGUCCUGUAGCAGCCCUCCUCUUUAAUUCUGGGUUCCAGUCAGUGGAGACCACAAGUCCCAGCAUGCAAUCCUCCUUGAUCCACCAGCCUCAACUUGCAUCAAAUUGGAGCACUGCAUAUUGAGACCUAUAGGUUACAUGGGCUGCACAUCUGCUGUAUAUUAAAAAAGAGGACAGCUACCAUCCUGUCCAUUUCAUGUUCUUUAUGUACAGCUGUCAGGAUCUUUCCUUUCACAUUCAUUAUGUACAGUUAAUUGCUCAUUUGUCCCUCCAUUAAGCAUGUACUGAUCUGUUUUUAAAGGUCAUUGGCAGCCCACAAGUCCUAACUGGAUGCCCCCAGCAACCAGACUUUCAUCAUUGUGCCACGGUCUUUGCAUUAUAUGUCACAUAAGUCUCUCUAUUGGUGGGUAUUAUUUUGCUGUUUAAUUUUCCAAAACAUCAAACUUUGUGUAGACAUUUUCUGAUGCCAGAAAAAACGCUUCAAUCAUAGUCACGUAAUCUCUGUAUUUAAUUGUAAAUGGUGAAUUGUGGCUGAUAGCUCUAGUUCUAAAAAACGCUUAUCUCACAAGUUCCCAAGCUACACUGGCUGAGGUGCCCUUGCAUUCAGAGCAAUCUCAUCAGCAUAGCACUCAGCAAAGAGUUUGUGCCAGGUACCUCUUUUGUGCCUUCAUGUACUUCCCGCUUGUCAAUGUGGGGACAGGAUUCGAUGGCCUCUCCCACUUGUGUUCUCUUGUGCUCCCAACUGACUGCUCUGCACUUCCUGUAUCUACCAAGAAACCAGUUCCUAAUGCCUGUCACAAUUACUUUGUAACUAGGACCAGAUGUAGAAAAGUAGUUUGUUUCCUUGGUGUUACUUGUAGGCAGUGCAUUACUUGCUAGUCCAGAAAAAGUUUUCUUGUGCUUAGCAAGCCGCCCUGCAACUCCCUGGUUCAUCUCUCCAACUGGGCCAGUCAGCAAGGGCAAUCUCAAACUAUUCAAGGUGGUAGACCCAUGGGUGAGCUUAAUUGAUCAUGGCUAAGUCAGUGCCUGUGAUUCUUAGGUUUCCUCAUCAAGAUGCACAGACAGAUGACCGAAUUUCUUGUCUCUUCUGAGGUGCUUUCUAUACUAUGGGCAUGUGACCCUUCACUUACCUUCUAGUAUUGAAACUCUUCCUUCUGUCUCCAUUUUUGAGGUUGUUUUUUUUAAAGGGAUUGUACACAAUGACCUUGUCCACACUAGCAUUAAAGUGUGUUAACCACAACUGUGUUAAAACACAGGUUAUUGCUAGCAAGUCCUAGCAUGGUUUCUCUGAUAACAUCCAGCAGGGAAUUUUUCUAAAAAGGGUGAUACUGAUGUGCUAAGAAACAGUCCUAUCAGCUGUAUGUGGGGUCAGACUAAAAGCCUGAUUUUCAGACAAAAAUCCCAGUGCACACUGCUCAGGGAAAUGGUACGCUCUGUCACAGUAAAAUGUGAUUCUGGAUAUCUUGGUGUCAACCCCAAUGUGGACAGAAGCAUGGGUCUGUUUUGUGUUGCUGUUUGAACAGGCAAUAGCAAUGCAGGAGGUAGGCAUUUACCUCUUCUCAGAUGCUCUCAGACAUAUUUUAUAUAUUGGAGGCUUCAGUACUCUGCCGUACUCUCCGUUCUUUUUGUGUUCUUCACCCACUCUGUUGCUGCUGUGUGCCAAAGGUCCACCUAGAUGACUGAGAGGCUGGCUUUGUGUGCUUCCUGUUGCUUCCAAGCUUUUUUUGCUCUGCAGAAACGUCCAGUGCUUUUUGGUCAAAUAUUGUUCUACAUGAAUUGUAUUUAUAACUUUUGUACUCUAAUGAAAAUAAAAUAAUUUAUAAAAAACAAAACAAACAACAAAACCCUACACUCUGAAUUGUUCUUAUCUUGUCCUGUAGGGUUUUUGCUGCAUAUGGUGUUUGCUGUCGGCUCUGAUAUCUCUAUCUCUCCUGCUUUGGCUACCCCUCUUUCUCCGUCUCC